CUGGCGUCACAAACGCCGUAUACCAUGGUUAUAGAUCGUGGCUCGAGCCUACUUUCCUCGUCCAAGCCAGAUACAUCAUCAGCGCGCGUAACAUCAUCACCAGCGGAUAUCAGAAGUACAGGGACACUCCGUUCGUGGUCCGACGAUGGGAUACCGAUAUUACCGUCCUACCGAACAAGUACUUGAACGAGCUGCGCUUGUACCCUCCGACCAAACUCAGCGGCGUAAAGGCACAGGUUGCGUCCACAAAUGGACCUACACUACUGUGAUGAUCGAGUCGAAUCUGCACUUCCGCGUGCUGCAAAAUAAGCUCACCGCAGAACUGCCGAAGUAUCUCGAUAUCGCGAAGACCGAGCUGGACUACGGGUGGGCUCAGGAUAUACCGCAACCCGAUGAGUGGAUAGAGGUCGACAUUCAGCAAAUGAUGCGUAUGUGCGUAGCGCGCAUGUCCGCCAAAAUCUUCAUGGGCUACCCUGCCUGCCGCGACCCUGAAUGGCUCAAGCUCUCCAUCGAUUUCAGCAUUGACCUCUUCACUUGCGCAUUCCUGUUGCGCAUGUUCCCGCCGUUCCUACACUCUAUCAUUGGGCCACUCCUGCCGCCGCGUUGGACCAUUGCUCGCAACCUGGCUAAGGCACGGAAGAUCAUCGGCCCGCUGAUGGAGAAACACCGGGAGUGUCUAAGACGAAAGGCCGCUGGCGAAACCGGACCGGGGGUGGAAGAGGACGACACUCUGCUCAAUUGGAUGAUGGAUAACGGUAAUGAGAAGGAGAACAGACUCGACGAGAUGGCGACCCGGCAGUCCAUCCUCACGCUUGCGAGUAUCCAUACCACAUCGAUGGGUGUCGCGAACUUGCUGUUUGAUCUUUGUGCGCACCCGGAAUGGUUCCCGGUACUUCGGGAAGAAAUCGCCGAGGUGGAAACGGACUUGGGCAGAUUGGGAGAGAGGGAGGAUAUAGGUGCCAAGCAGUGGCUGCCUCGGCUGGAGAAGAUGGACAGCUUCUUCUUGGAGAGUCAACGAGUCAAUCCGCCUAUUCUUCUGGCGCCACAACGCUUGGCCGUCGUCCCCCUAAACUUGAAAGAUGGCACGCAUAUCCCCGCCGGGACUCGCAUCGCCUGCGCAAACGCCGACAUCCUUAGUGAUAGUAUGCCCUCGCCUUCAACCUUUGACCCUAUGCGCGCUUACCGCAAGCGUCACGAGACGGGCGAGCUCAACAAACACCAAGCCGGCCAGACGGAAAAAGAGAACCUGCACUUUGGCUACGGCAAGCAGGCAUGCCCUGGACGCUUCUUUGCUGUGGGCGAAAUCAAGAUGGUAAUCGUGCGCAUCUUGAACGAAUUUGAGUUUAAAUAUCCCGAGGGUAAGACGAGACCGAGGAACUUUUACGCGGAUGAGAAUGUGUUUCCGGAUCCGAGAGCGAGGCUGCUGAUGAGGAAGCGAAGAGCGCCUUGUGAGAAGUGCGGAAGGUCGUGAGGGCGUUUGGCUGGAGCACUGUCAUUGGCAAUGGUGGAGAACGUAAUAGCUUUUAGUAA
Messenger RNA from Trematosphaeria pertusa, 1530 nucleotides. RefSeq names its product cytochrome P450. The coding region runs from base 146 to 1471 and encodes 441 amino acids. Gene Ontology annotation, molecular function: iron ion binding; heme binding; monooxygenase activity. The record is from RefSeq and is a predicted model, not a curated record. NCBI's taxonomy places the organism in Eukaryota, Fungi, Ascomycota, Dothideomycetes, Pleosporales, Trematosphaeriaceae. The transcript is spliced from 5 exons.